AUGCAAGCUGUCGUCUUCAAGGGCCCGUUGGAGGUAGCUGUCGAGGAGAGACCUAUCCCCAAAAUCGAGGACCCAACAGACGUGAUCUUGAAGGUACGGUACACGGCACUAUGUGGCAGUGAAAUGCAUGUCUUUCGCGGCCAUCAGCCCUCUGGGACAGGGUUCGUCAUGGGCCAUGAAUUUACAGGCGAAGUCGUCGAGGUUGGAUCGAGUGUCAACAAUUUUCACAACGGAGAUAAAGUAGUCUCACCCUUCACUGUGAGCUGUGGAGAGUGUUUCUACUGCGAACGGGGCUUCUCUUCUCGAUGCGCUCGAAGCAAGCUAUACGGUACUGCCAUACUUGAUGGUGGACAGGCCGAAUACGUGCGUGUCCCAUUGGCCGAUUCGACUCUUUUCAAAGUCCCCGAAACAGUCGACGAGAAGAAGCUGGUUCUUAUGGCCGAUAUUUUCCCUACUGGAUUCUUCGCUGCGUCGAACGCUUUCUCUGGCACAAGUCCGGAGGAGGUUCAGAACAGUACUGUCCUUCUCUUUGGCUGUGGCCCUGUCGGUAUCUGCGCACUGAUUAGUGCUCUUGAGCACAAGCCUAAGCAUCUUAUUGCAAUCGAUAGUGUGCCUGAUCGUCUAGAACUUGCAAAGAGUCUGGGAGCUGAGCCUUGGAAUUUCCAGACGGACGAAGAAGGAUUGCGACAACGGGUAAAGGAACUUACCGAAGGUCGAGGCGCGGAUGUUGUUAUUGAAGUCGUCGGACAUAGCAGUGCGCUCAGAAUGGGCUUUGAUCUGUUGCGACCCUGGGGACGCCUGUCAAGUGUGGGUGUUCACAAUGGGGAAAUUCCGUGGACUGGGAAUGAGGCCUACGCAAAGAACAUUCGUCUGCAGAUGGGCCGAUGCCCCGUUCGGAGUAUAUUCGGACCAGCCAUGGAACUUUUCGAGAAGAAGCAGGACGUCCUCAACUUUAUGUCUCAAGAUAUCCGCCCGCUCUCACAGGCCGUUCAGGCAUAUGACGACUUCCAUCACAUGCGAGCCCACAAGGUCAUUUUUGAGGCAUAA
Messenger RNA from Penicillium paradoxum, 1047 nucleotides. RefSeq names its product alcohol dehydrogenase family protein. Gene Ontology annotation, molecular function: zinc ion binding; oxidoreductase activity. The coding region runs from base 1 to 1047 and encodes 348 amino acids. NCBI's taxonomy places the organism in Eukaryota, Fungi, Ascomycota, Eurotiomycetes, Eurotiales, Aspergillaceae. The transcript has 5 exons. The record is from RefSeq and is a predicted model, not a curated record.